AUGUCGAGCACCGGAACGGGAACUGGCACGCACGGCACCCAGAGCGCCGUCCCCGACCCGAACCGCAACUUCGAGAUGGACGCCUCGUCCAAGUACGCCGAGUGGGAGCAGCGAGGACAGGGAACGCUGGGACAGAACCCUCACGAGUCGGUGUCGAAGCCGUCGGCGCUCGACAAGGGGUUGGGCAAGGUCAACGAGGGCGUCGGAAAGGCUCUUGGCGAUCCCGAAUUGAAGGCGCAGGGUCUUCGCGAGCAAGGCAAGGCCAACGAGGUCGACAUCCAGGGCUUGCAGACGGAGUCGGGUGGAGGCGCUUCCUACGCCAACCGGGUGCCGAACAACUGA
Messenger RNA from Rhodotorula toruloides NP11, 342 nucleotides. RefSeq lists its product as uncharacterized. The transcript is spliced from 3 exons. The coding region runs from base 1 to 342 and encodes 113 amino acids. The record is from RefSeq and is a predicted model, not a curated record. Lineage: Eukaryota; Fungi; Basidiomycota; Microbotryomycetes; Sporidiobolales; Sporidiobolaceae.